AAUCACAUGAGGAGCAAGUCAUUGCCGUGUUUGACCUCAACUCAAAACAGCGUUGUACUCACACACGACACAAAUACACGGCAACGCAUCUCACGGCACAACACACACACACACAAAAACCCAGUUUUUAUUUUCCCACUUUCAUAAACUCAACUCAAUUCCUUGUUCUGUAAUCUACCCUUACAAGAUUUUCUACCUCUUUAUGCUAAUCUCCUUCCUCUCUCACCCCUCAACGCUCAAAACUUUGAUCGGUGAAAGAAAAAAACAACACAGAGAUGAGAGGGGCUAAUGGGUAUGAUGGCAUAGCCGUUAACAACACUUUGGACACUAUAAACGCUGCUGCUUUUGCCAUAUCCUCAGCCCAGAAUCGCGUUUCUCAACCUUCUGCCCAGAAGAAAAAAUGGGGAAGCUGGUUGAGCAUAUCGGGGUGCUUUGGAUAUCACAAGAACCGGAAGCGCAUUGGGCAUGCUCCCCUUGCUCCAGAAACAACCCCCAAUGGAGCAGAUCCUGCUGCAGCUGUUAGUUCAACUCAAGCACCUAGUAUAACACUUCCCUUUGUGGCACCUCCCUCGUCUCCUGCAUCGUUCUUUCAAUCAGAACCUCCCUCAACUGCACAGUCCCCGGUUGGAAUUGUAUCUCACACUUGUGUGUCUGCCAGCAUGUACUCUCCUGGAGGCCCUGCCUCAAUCUUUGCCAUUGGCCCUUAUGCUCACGAAACCCAAUUAGUGUCACCGCCUGUUUUUUCGGCAUCAUCUACUGCUCCUUUCACUCCACCUCCUGAGUCUGUCCACUUGACUACACCUUCUUCGCCGGAGGUGCCAUUUGCUCAACUACUUGACCCCAACAACCGGAACAGUGAGACCUAUCAGAGGUUCCAAAUAUCUCACUAUGACUUCCAAUCUUAUCAGUUUCAUCCUGGAAGCCCAGUUGGUCAACUCAUAUCCCCAAGAUCUGCCAUCUCGGCUUCUGGCGCCUCAUCGCCGCUGCCCGACUCGGAGUUCACUGUUGGUGGUUCUCAUAUCCUUGAUUUCCAAAGAGCAGACCCUCCCAAGCUUCUUAACUUAGAUAAACUUUCUGCCUAUGAAAAGCAAAAGUCAAAUCAAGGUUCUGGGUCUCUGACCCCAGAUGCUGCAAAGUCCACAACUCAUGCUGGUUUUGUUUCAAAUCAUUGGGUUUCUGAGAUCAAAAUGUCCCCACAUCCAAGCAAUAAUCGCCUGAGUGAGAUUAGUAUAAAUCAUAGGGUUUCAUUUGAAUUAUCUGCACAGAAAGUAUUGAAAUCUGUGGAAAACAAGCCAGCAGCAUCAGCAUGGACUAGAGUCAUGUCAAAAUUGAAAAACGAUGCUGCAACAGCCCACAAAGAAGAAAAUUCAAGAGAAACCGUGCGUGAUGACAAACAAGUAGUUGCUGAAACUCACAAUGACACACAGAAGCAAACCACUUUGGGUGGAGAUGAGGCAACAGUUCAUGAGAAGGAUCAUUCUGUAACUCUUUCUUCUGCUAAAGAAUUCAAUUUUGAUAAUGCAGAUGGAGGAGAUUCUCUUGCACCAAAUAUAGUUGCUGAUUGGUGGGCUAAUGAGAAAGUUGCAGGGAAGGAGGGAGGGGCCUCUAAGGAUUGGUCCUUUUUCCCAAUGAUUCAACCUGGUCUUAGCUAACCAAUAAGGACUCACACAGUGGCUUCUUGUUGAAGGACUUGCUAGAAUUUGGCAUUGGUUUUUAGUUUUGUGUCAUGCUGUUUGGCAGAAUCCAAAGGCACACUUGCUAAAUUGAAUCAUAGUAAAUUAAGAUUGGGAAGUCUAACACACUGAUGGGGUUCUUUUUUGAACUCAAUGGCCCCUAAAAUAGUGAAUUUGCAUAAUAUAUAUGUUGUAGUUGUUACCAUGUUUGGUUUAGAAAUAGCUGUGUACAUUUUUAGCAUCUGUACUCUCUAUCCAGUUUAUAUAUAAUAAUAUAGUUGACUUCGAUUACAGGCUAACCAAUGAUGGCGAUUAUAAUAAAUAGCUGACAAUCGUGAUUGGUUUGAUUAUAUGGGUACAGCAAAUUUGUGAAUGGGAAUCUAAUCAUCUCAAGAAUCCUUACACCUAAAUGACCCUUUAUGUAUUUUUAAGGGUUC
Abrus precatorius (Indian licorice) is the source of this 2110-nucleotide messenger RNA. RefSeq lists its product as uncharacterized. Bases 276 to 1652 code for a protein of 458 amino acids. The record is from RefSeq and is a predicted model, not a curated record. The transcript has 2 exons. Lineage: Eukaryota; Viridiplantae; Streptophyta; Magnoliopsida; Fabales; Fabaceae.